Molecule: messenger RNA, 1896 nt
Organism: Rhodotorula toruloides NP11
Lineage: Eukaryota; Fungi; Basidiomycota; Microbotryomycetes; Sporidiobolales; Sporidiobolaceae
Product: copper radical oxidase
Exons: 8
Coding region: 1-1896 (631 amino acids)
Source: RefSeq, a predicted model, not a curated record
AUGGCCCCAUCCACUCGUUUGGCUCUCGUCGCUCUUUCCGCCCUCCUCUCUUUCAAGGCUCUCGCUCACCCCGAUCCUCAGACCCUCGGCAUCGUCGACUUCACUAGCGACGCAGACCUUGCAGGCGACGAGCUCUUCGACUACCUGCACGACGACAGCUACGCCGAAGACCUCCUCCCUGCCCCCGAGCCUGCCGACUACGAGGGCGACUCAUCCAUCUUUGAGCGCUCCGUGGACGGUUCCGAGGUCGCCGAGGGAUGGCACGCACACUCUCUCCAGCCGCACAAGCGUGCGCUUAGCAAGGUCUGGUCGGGCAAGUCGACCUGGGCUCAGGCAGGCGUCUCGGGCGUCGCCGCGAUGCAGGCGCGUUCGUUCAUCACGCUCGUCGACAACGAUCACAUCGUUAUCUACGACAAAGCGGAGACGAACCCGCUCUACAACAAGACAGGCGGGUCCGUUUGGGGCGCCGUCUACUCGAUCUCGACGCAGAAGGUCCGCCCCCUCGACCUCAAGACGAACAGUUUCUGCGCCGGCGGAGGCUGGAUCUCGAACGGCACUCUCGUCAGCGUCGGCGGCAACCCUCGCCAGCAGUACGUCUACUCGAAGAGCGGACUGGCUGCUGUCCGUCUCUUCACGCCGUGCACGAACGACAAGUGCGACGUGUACGAGAACCCGUCCCGGAUCCGCCUUACUUCCUCGCGCUGGUACCCGUCGACCGUCAGGCUGACAGACGGCUCCGAGGCGACCGACAACCCGACCUUCGAGUUCUUCCCGCCGAAGGGUGACGGUCUCCCAAUCUACUCCAACUUCCUUCACACGGCGCUCAACUCGAACCUCUUUCCCGUCUUAUGGCUCCUCCCGAACGGAUACGUCUUCAUGGCCGCGAACCAGCAGGCGAUGAUCUACGACGUGAAGAACAAUGUUGAGCGUCACCUCAAGAAGCUCCCGAACGGCGUCACCAUCACCUACCCGGGCUCCGCUGCGACGGCGCUCCUCCUGCUGACCAUCGCCAACAACUAUCGCCCGGAGGUCCUCUUCUGCGGCGGCUCGACCGCCAACCUCGACGUCAACCCGUCGCAGCUCUCGGCUAAGUACCCCGCGUCGAAGCAGUGCUCGCGCAUGGCGCUUGACGGCGCCGGCGUCAAGAAGGGCUGGAUCCUCGAGGAGAUGCCGUCGCCUCGCGUUAUGGGCGACGCGAUCCUGCUGCCCGAUGCGACUGUUCUCAUCGUCAACGGCGCAGCUGCUGGUGUCGCCGGAUACGGCAACGUUCGCGACGAGAUCGGCGCCAGCAACGCCCGCACGCCCGUCAAGCAGCCGAUCCUCUACGACCCGACCGGCGCCGUUGGCAAGCGCUUCUCGAACAAGUUCCCCAAGGCCAAGUACGAGCGCCUCUACCACUCGACCGCGACCCUCAUCCCCGACGGCCGCAUCUGGGUCGCGGGCUCGAACCCGAACGACAACGUCUCGAAGAAGGAGUACGCGACGCGCUACCAGGUCGAGAUGCUCUCGCCGCCGUACAUGUCGAUGAGCCGCCCGACCUUCUCGGGCCAGCCCGCCAAGAUGCUCUACGGCAAGCAGUACACCCUGACCGUCUCGCUUCCGAAGGGCACCAAGAAGGUUCAGGCCUUCGUCAUGGACCUCGGCUACUCGACGCACGGCGUCCACAUGUCCCAGCGCAUGGUUGAGCUCGCCGCGACCCUCAAGGGCAACAAGCUCACCGUCACGGCGCCCAAGACGACCGGUCUCUACCCGCCUGGACCCGGCUGGAUCCACAUCCUCGCCGACGGCGUCCCUUCCAAGUCGACCAAGGUCAUGGUCGGCCCCGGCAACUCGCCGCCCGUCUCGCAGAGCGCCAUCGCCAACAUGCUGAAGCACACGAAGGGCUCCGCGUCGUAG